AUGCUUGCCGGCCUCCACUUACCCCUUCAAGACAAGCGCCCGGAAUGUUCCCCAGGCCGCUCCUCACCGUCUCCUCUUCACCGGCAGAGAUGCUGGAGGAACCCGCCCCUCCUCUCUCUGUUCAUCUCUGUUCUCCUGGUGUGCGCUCUCCUACUGCCUGUCUGCCACUGCCGUCGGGCUGGAGGUUCAGGACCCGGUGGUGGUGGGGCUCACACAGGACAAGGGGGCCAGAGAGGAGGCCCAAAUCAGAGAGGAGUGGUCAUCCCGCCUCCUUUCUCUCCAGGCGUCGCACCGAUGCCACCAAUCAACCCCAAACUCAUCAACUCGCUCAGCAUCGCCGUCAUCCUGGUGGGCAACUCUAGUGAUGUAGCGUUAGGGGCCGGGCUUGAAAAAGAGGACUUCCUUCACAUUCCUUUUCCUCCCAAAGUGGAAGUGGUCACAAUGAAUGAAACUGACCCCAAAAGCAUCAUAAACAGGAUCUGUGCUCAAAUGGCGAGGAAUUCGUUACAAGGCGUAGUGUUUGGGGAUGACACGGACCAGGAGGCCAUUGCGCAGAUCCUGGACUUCAUCUCCGCACAAACACACAUCCCCAUACUUGGCAUCAGGGGCGGCUCGGCGAUGGUCAUGGCAGCUAAGACAGUCACUGAGGCUCAGAGCACCAGCAGCACAGAUGAAACACAAAUGAAAGUGGUGCACUGGGAGCGCACACGACAGACGCUGAAAGACGGUUAG
This is a messenger RNA of Knipowitschia caucasica, 732 nucleotides long. The record is from the annotation of a GenBank genome assembly. Lineage: Eukaryota; Metazoa; Chordata; Actinopteri; Gobiiformes; Gobiidae.